UGCUGGAUUUUUUGGAUACUCGGAAAUGGUCAUGCACACACAAUUUGAGUUUAUCUAAUAAGUUUCUUUUGGAAGUUUUUUUUUAAUGUAAAAUUUCUACGAAAGGUAAUUUAACACAAAAAGCAAGUUUACAGUGAAGUUUUGAAAUAGCAAAAAAGUCAAAAAGCACUCUUUGACAGAAUUACAUCCUACUGUUCGAGUGUUUUACAACUUUUAAUGGCUUCGAAAGUUUGUCAGACUUGCUUUGGCAGAAAGUGUUGCUGAAUCUUUGUUUUCUAAAGAACUCAACCCGGGGACACCUAAAUUUUUUAAUCAAAUAGCUCAUGGCAAUUUUUUGAUGAUAUAAUUUUUGAAGCAACGUUUUCUCAAUUAUUCCGGUUGAGACCAAAUAAAACAAUUAUUUCGAUCAGAUAUAGAAUCUAUUUUGAUAUGGUAUGACCAGUGAUCAGUAUAAGAGUUACGUAAUUGGAUUAAAUGAUUCAUUCAGCUUCAGUGCUUCAAAUACAAUUAAUUAGUCUUGGACUGAUUAUUGUUAUAACCGUUUUUGCACGUCUCUGGUAAAUAUCAAGUAAAUUUUUUCGCAUGCAUCUGCGUCAAUAGUAGUAAAGGCUCAAUUUUUUUGACGAUUUGAAACGAAUGAACAACAGCACCUGCUGUUUAUUGAACUCUUUUCGAUUAUGAUUCGUUUUCCAUAUGUUUUUCUUCUUCAAAUUAUCUCAAUUCGCUCAAUCUCCCGUACUAGUACAAUUGAGCGUCAGAACGCAACGGAUCUUCCGACUUAUUCUAAUGAAACUUCGUUAGCCUCAGUGGACCAAACGGAGGACCCACUUUAUGGCUGCAGAUGCCAUAGGUCCUCUGACCACCCACUCAUUUCUCCAGUGGCCUCCUGUUUCACCUUUGCUAUGUUUCAGGAAGGCUCCGAGAACUGCGAAGGAAUUGUGGACGAGCGUCAUUGCAUCGAAGUGUUCUCGAAAUUGGAGCCCAAACCGCCGCUCUUAGAAUUGACACUUUCGGCCGAUCAUUUUUCCAUUUCAGAAAGUGGACUCACACUAUGUUACCAUGCCACUAGUAUGGUGCAAUCCGGAGCCGGAAAGAAUGAUUUGAUGGCUCAUGAGCUGGAAGUCAGUCUCAGUAGUGAGAGUGUGUUCGAAAUGCACGUAGAGCUCAACUGCUUCUACAAUGUGUCUCUCCUAGUGGCAAACUCUAGUGAGUUUCAGGAAGCGCUUUGUUGCAACCGACUAGACUACCUUGUCAACUGCUCAUCAGCUGUUGUCAUUUUUUGCGUAUUCGGCGUGAUUCGAGAGGUUGUUCGGCACAACUCGGAGAAGAAGAAAAAUCCAAGUACGUCAAGAACUGGAGAUAACCUGGAUAUGUCUGCCCUGCAUACUGAUUCAGGCCAGCGGUUUCCAAUGGGCGACAAUGAUCAACACCAAUUCUUCGCACACGAAGGAAACGACCACGGUCCUUUUAAUGAAAACAGUGACAUCGAUAGUCAUGAACCUGUUACAAAUCAGAGGAUCCUACCUAAUGUCAACCUGUACGGUACCAGUCCAAUCCCACCCUCAUUAGACUCUCCGACGCAACAUACCGACAAUCAAACUGAAGAAUCAACUGCAUAAUGAAUUGGCUUUUACAUAAAUAUUUUUUUAUCUUCACUACCACUCUUAGCAUAACCGCGAAGGAAUUAACUUUUUAUUUCAUAGCAAAAAUGCUGGGUCAAAUAUUGAAG
This is a messenger RNA of Symsagittifera roscoffensis, 1729 nucleotides long. RefSeq lists its product as uncharacterized. The transcript is spliced from 4 exons. NCBI's taxonomy places the organism in Eukaryota, Metazoa, Xenacoelomorpha, Acoela, Convolutidae. The record is from RefSeq and is a predicted model, not a curated record. Bases 678 to 1619 code for a protein of 313 amino acids.